AUGAGCACUCAGAGACUAGAAAGUUGGAGAAAGCAAAGAAGAAAAAUAGCAAAAAGCAUUUUAAUCGAAGAAAGGUUUCAGUCACUAUCAAAUUACAAGUCAUAUUCAUUCAGUGAUAUAUCAAAACUGAAUUUGAAAGAAAAAGCAAUUCCAAAUGGAAAUGCAAAAUCAACUCUGGCGUCAAUUGUAUUGACAUCUCUGCAGAAGUCUUUGGAUAAAGAGUCUGAAAAAUGGUCAUCGCCGUAUUUAGAUGGAUUUGUUCAAAAUAAAUCCCCUAAGCUAGGGUCGAGAAAAGAAAGCCUUGAACUUUUGGGACAAAAGUUAGCUGUCAAGCAUAGACGAUCCAUUAUAAAAACAUUUGAUCAAUCAAGAAAAGUUUCUCAUUAUAUCAUCCUAUCGCAAGAUCGAAACUUGUAA
Molecule: messenger RNA, 417 nt
Organism: Blepharisma stoltei
Lineage: Eukaryota; Ciliophora; Heterotrichea; Heterotrichida; Blepharismidae
Source: the annotation of a GenBank genome assembly